AGUGGGGGAGGAGCAUGACAGCACGUAGACCUCUUCAAAUAGGCAUUUGACGACGGCCGUGUUACCUCUAGUCCACAAGCUUUCUCUUCAUCACCAACUUUUUAUAAAGCUUUAGCACGUGAACUCUAUUAUGUAGGCUAUUUGAACGUUUAAUAACGCAUGAAACGCGCAGGUGGACAUUGAAGCGUCUUCUUUCAAACACUUGAACGGUUUUAUAAGAAGUUUGCCGUUGACGGGAGUGUAACUUAUGGCUGCAGCAAAUCGCUUUAAACGAGUGAGAUCUCAACUGCCAUCAUGCUAUUACGAGGGCUUUCUGGAAAAGAAAUCAAUCAAAGACAAGAUGGGUCGUAAACUCUGGACCAGUUUAUGUGGCAAUUCACUCUUUUUCUACAAUAGCACCAAAGACAGUGUUUAUAUAGAGAAGCUGGAGCUCUCUGAUCUCGUCUCUGUAUCAGAUGACUGCUGUCGCGACCGAAACCUGGACGCUGCUAGAUUCACUCUGCACAUGAAAAAUGAAGAUAUCAAAAUGAUUGCCCCCAGCCUUGAGGCUCGAGAACUGUGGAAAGGCUUCAUGCUCUCAGUUUCAAAGGUUAGUUCAUUUGCUGAGACUGAUAAUGAGAAUGGCGAGAAAAGUCUGCAUUGUCCCAAAGUCCCUUCGCCUACUCCUCCAGUGCCACCCCCAAAACCAGCAUUUGCUGAGACUAAUAAUGAAAAUGGUGAGACAAUUGUGCAAUGUCCCAAAGUCCCUUCACCUACUCCUCCAGUGCCACCCCCAAAACCAGUCCCAAACAAUCAAAGAUCCAGUUCCGAGCCAAACACCUACAUCAAUGUCUCAAAUGCUGGAGAGUAUGAGGUGGAUCAUGCAGCAUGUUCUCCACCUCCUGUCCUGCCACGUCUUCCAGCAGGGCGAUAUUUGCCUCAUCAGAAUUCAAUGCCUCCAGAUCUAAUCAGCAGUUCAGAUGUUGAAAGGAAACCUUUGGUACCUUCUGGCUACCCUAAAAAAAGUUCCCGAAGCAACAGCUUGUCAGGCAUGCCUAACAAUAUUCCCAAGUGUCAGCAACAACAUGUUGACAUAAAUGCUGGAACUGCUGAAUGA
Molecule: messenger RNA, 1096 nt
Organism: Sinocyclocheilus grahami
Lineage: Eukaryota; Metazoa; Chordata; Actinopteri; Cypriniformes; Cyprinidae
Product: actin cytoskeleton-regulatory complex protein sla1-like
Exons: 11
Coding region: 248-1096 (282 amino acids)
Molecular function (GO): signaling adaptor activity
Source: RefSeq, a predicted model, not a curated record